GCCCGGCGUGCGGCGCUUCGCCUUUAAAACCGGGCGACCCGGCCGCGGGCAGCCGCAGUCGCAGCGAUCCCGGGCGCCACCAGUCAAAGGGGGCAGCCCUUGGCGCGGCGAGCGGUGAGGCAGUGGCCCAUACAAUAGCCUGGGCCGGAGGCCAGCGCUCGAGGCGUAGCGCUCGACGCGUACGACGGACUGGUGAAGCGCUGGGCGCACCGUAAACCAUGGUCCUCGCGACGCGCGGCCGCAAGAGUAGGAUACGGCGCCUCGCCGACUCGCAAGAGCUCGACACGGGAAUACUGCUGGUCAUCAUGUUCAACUGCGUGAUCAUGGCCUUCCCGCCCAAUAAAUUAAAAAAUGCCACCUCACCGACGGACUUUUUUUGUCUCGCGGAUUUUAUACUGAAUUUCAUUUUUUUCUGCGAGUUCGCGAUAAAGUUCUAUGCCUAUGGCUUAGCCUACUUCAAGGACACGUGGAACCAGUUGGAUUUCGUCGUCGUCAUGCAGGGGACACUAAGCAUGACGACGGAGUGCCCCUACGUGUUUGGGAGAUCUUCGGGGAGUGGUCUCGCGGACAUCUCGGCAUUGCGGAUGAUGCGCGUUCUAAGGCCAUUGAAAUCACUGAGAAAGUUCCCGGAGAUGCGGUUGUUGGUAGGAAGUCUGUUCGGGUCCUUCCACCUGCUGCUGGCGAUCGUCGUUCUCAUCGCCAUGGCGGUGUUUUGCUUCGCGGUCGUCGCUACCUUGUACUUUGGGGAUGCGUUGGACUAUCGCUGCGUGCCGGACCCGUACUACGACCCGGGGCGAGGGACAUUUCAUGGUUUUAAACCUUAUACAGAUUUUGCAGCGUGGAACACGUCGCAGUUCCCGGACGCGGAUUUGACGGGAGGCCAGUACUGGGACUCGGCGGAGAACUUUCGGGCCUAUCAAUCGUUGUUAGAGGAGAACGAGAAGGAUCGGUACGCCCGCAACCGGUUUUUAGUGUCUUCCUACUGGCGGUCGUUGCAAGGCGUCUAUCGCGACUAUAGGAAGGACCUCGUGCCGCACUACACGGAGUUCCCCUACUUCGCGUCGUUCUGCGGCGAGUGCGACACGUGCCACAAGUGCCAGGGCUGCUACAGCGACGACCCGGCCGACGGGUGCGACAAGACGAUCUCGGGGGAUUUUUUUAGGAGGUACGGCGACCCUUCAUUAUUAAAGAAGACGUUCCUCAACGCGUCGAUGGACGACCCCUGGCCCAUGCCUGGUGUGUCUAUCCCGUACACGCACCCGCGGACGCCUUCUCCGACGGUCGCGCCGUCCGCGGAAACGGUCUCGCCGACGGCCCGCGGCCAACCGGCACCGACGCCGCUACCAUCAGCAUCGACGGUGCCGUCGGCCAUGCCGUCGACGUCCAUGCCGUCGGCCUACCGCUUCGUGCCGAACCGCGCCGAUCCCUCCGUGACGCGCAUCACGGAGGUGUGCGUCGAUCUCAAAUUGUCGACGUCCGAAUCCAUCGGCCCCGACGGCAUGCUCGUGCGACCGAAGGUCUCGCUCGGCGGCUUCUUCACGGAGAUUAUUGGUUCCAAACUAAACCUCGGGUAUAAGAACAUCGAUGAUAUGAAGCAUGAGAAGGCCAUGCCGCCGGAAAAUACGGCAAUUAAGCUAAAGCGAGACGUGGCGAACUGCGAGGUCGACCUGAAGACCGCGAAUGCGGUCUUCGAGCCCUACUGGCUCAUCAGGAAUGCGGAGCAGCGCAAUGCGAACUGUUCGGCAGCCUUCCAGGGUGGCGAGUACCCCGACUCCUUCUACGAGUUAUGUAGUGGUACGUAUAAGAAGGGCUGGGACGACUUCUACCAGAGGGACGAAGUCAUCCUGAAUCGCAUAACAGACCACAAAUGUAAAAUGAGGGGUGGUCUGUCCUCGAAGACCGGGAGUCAUCGCCACGGCUUCAUGGGCGACAAGUACCCGCGCCACAAGCAAUUGGUGUGGUACAUGCGGUUCGACGGCACGAUCUGGAGUCUGCUCCCGUGUGGAAAUCAACCAGUGGGCUCAAACUCGGCCACGACCUCCGAGAGACCCCGGAUUUGACCUUUGACGUCCCCGCAGGUUUAUUAACAAUUUUUGAUGUGAUGAACAUGGAGAACUGGAACGACGCCAUGUGGGCCAUGCAGGCCGCCGUCGGGAAGUACACGUGGCCCUUCUUCUACGCUGUUGUUGGUUUUGUCAAUAUAUGUCUGCUGAACUUGUUUCCCGCGGUCAUGUCGUUCAAUUUGCGCAAGGCUAUCCGGGAGGAAGAAAAUAGGAUCGCGUAUGAUGCGAAAGCGGCCUUCUUGGGCGACGAGGUCCUGUCCAUGACGCAAUUUGAAGAACAUAUGAUAGAUAUACUGGCGGCGGAAGAGGAGGACGUGGUGGCCGUGCGGAACUACGUGGAAGGGCAUGGGAGUGCUACGCUCAAUCUGGUGCAAGCGGAGGAGACGGAUCCUCUCGAGAAACUACCGGGCGUGCCGCAAGGCGCGUGUGCGGAAGCACUGAGGGCUAUCGUGAGACCGGAGAUGGGCCGCUUCUCCAUGUUUAUAUAUGGGUGCAUCCUGGGCAACUUGUUCACGAUGGCCAUCAACCCGCUGCACGCCGAGAGCACCAGUGGUAAAUGGUUAAGACCGAAGCACAUCUCGCAGACGAUCUCUAUCCUAAACAUGUUCUUCACGUGGGUCUUCAUCCUGGAGGCGUUGAUUAAGUUAGCUUGUUUGGGGGUUGCUGGUUACUUCUACGAUGGAUACAAUUGUUUCGACUUUAUCCUCGUGUUAUUUUCUUGUUUGGACGUCAUGGCGGAGAUCGCGCUCGGCACCGCCGGGAAAUCGGGGAAUGUCAUGUUUUCGGGAGGUUUUUUCAACAUGUUACGGGUGGUGAGGAUGUGUCGCUUGCUGAGGGUGUUGCGGUUGAUAUCCAUCAGUAAGAUCCAUCGCAAGAAGUCGAUGGCAGCUUCCCAAUUGGAUUUUACGCGCUUGAUGGGCAUCAUGGCGUCGGCGUCGAUCUGGGUCGCUAACGUGUUGGGAUUGCUGUUCUUGGUGGUCUACAUGGGCGCCAUCGUCUCGAUGCAGUUUUUUGGGGGCGAGGUCUACGCCCUGAAUGAUUUUAGUGGGAGGUGGUCCAAAAGAGGUAGAUUGAACUUCGACACGUUCGGCAUGUCCUUCAUCACGAAUUUCGUGGUCAUAACGGGCGACGGCUGGAACGAGGUCAUGUAUUCCACGAUGCACGCGUGUGGCGGGAUUUCGGCCGUGUACUUCGUACUCAUACUGGUGAUAGCGAGGUACGCCAUCUUAUCCAUGCUCAUCGCGAUCAUCUUCGACCAAGUCGAACGCGAUUCGAUAUUGGUCAUAAAGCAGGCGGCCCAGACGGCCAUGGUCGCGGUGUUUAAAUUCGAGCGGGGUAUGUUACAUGGGCUGUUACGGUUCUUUUUCGUGAAGUGGUUCGCCGCGUCGAGGAGCGCCUUUGAUGACGCCAUCGAAGAAGACAAGAAGGGCGGGAUCAGUCUAGCGGCCCAGCCGGAGCCACCUUUAACAAGGUGGCAGCGGUUCAUGCUCAUCGACAAGACGUGGGGCCUCUUCCCGCCCGACAAGCAGCCGCGGCGCUUCAUCAAGUGGCUGGCGGCCUCGGAAAUUUUCGAAAAAAUAAUGUUCGUGACGAUCAUGGUGUCGGUGUUUGUAUUAGCGUUGUACUACCAGUACCGGAACACGCACUUGCACGCGACGGACCAGAGGAGGGGGGAAAUGUCCGAGAUCACGAGGUGCGACCCCGCGUUCCCGGCGGACCUGUGCGGGCCCCACCUUGAAUCAUUAUGGUUCAUCCAGCGCGUCUGCAUGUUCAUUUUCGUGGCCGAGUUUUUUAUUUUGACCAUCGCGAACGGUUUAUUUGCAUAUUUAUCAAGUUUCAUGAACUGUUUGGACUUCUUCGUGACUUCGUUAUCGGUGAUCGCGGCGUGCGGUGUUUCGGGAGUGUUACCUUUUAUGAUCCUGCGGAUGACGCGAAUAAUAAGACCCCUGAAGAAGUUCGUCCAGUCAAGUCCGGCGAUCAUGUCCAUUUUAACUGCAUUGGAGAACUCAUCGAGAGGAUUGUUUGCGGUCAUAACGUUCGGCUUCUUCGUGUGGACGACCAUAGCGGUCGUAGGGAUGCAGUUGUACCAAGGUAAGUUAAACUACUGCACGGCGGCGACCUACCCCAAGGGCAUGUUGCUAAAGGCCUUCGCACCGGACAAAAUAAACCACUUCGGCCAUUCUUUGGAAAAUUGGCCCUACAAGCAGUUCAAGUAUGGUACUUUUGAUGGGCCGAACGGGACUUAUAGUGAUGGCCUACCGUACCACGGCUGGCCUAGUGGAAGAACGAUCUGGGGCCCGAACGCUACCAAUAGUAUGGGCUGCAAGGUCAAGUAUCCCAUAAAACAUCCGCAGUACAACCGGUUGGGGGAAGUUGUCGAGUCGGUAGAGUCCUUUAAGAUCGAAAAGGCCUUUUAUAAUUUCGACAACUUCUGGCAGGCGAUUGGGAGUGCGUUUGCCAUGUUCACCUUCGACGACUGGCACAAGCUGGUGCUGCAGUGCGUCAACGCGAAGACCGUCGGGCCGUUCCGCAACCACGAGGCCCAGGCUUCGGUCACGAUGCCGCUGUUCUUCUUCGUCUUUGCGGGGUGUAGCUCGUUCCUGAUCACGUUUUUAUUUGUGGGGGUGAUCUAUGGUACGUUCACGUACUUGCAACUGACGCGGGGCCGACGAAAAAUAGCCUCCCUGAAACAGGCCCAGUGGUCCGUCUACGAGUCGAAGCUCGCCUGCAUCCAAGCCUCCAAGGAACCCCAGGAACCGCGCGUGUCCUUCACCUUCACGAAGAUAUUUUUUAAAAUAUUCAGACAUCCUCGGUAUCGCGUAGCAUAUGCAUUAUGCUUGUUCGUCGACGUCUGGAUGUUCUGGAUCUUAUUUGGCUCGCAAGUACCGCUCGCGACGCACGACCAGAUGCAUACGAAACUGAAUGAGAAGGGCAAGGACAUGCAGGAGUAUCUUGGUAGACUAAGGGCCCUCGAUUUGGUCAUCUCGUUCUUCCUCAUCGUGGAGUGGGUCAUCAAGGCACUAUGUUACGGCUGGUUCGCCACACUUACCAGGGUUGAGGAACGUAUUAGGCUGGUCCUGUUGAUCCCCGUAGCGUUAUAUUUCUUCCUCGAAGCCAGCAGAGGCUGGGAGAAGCUUCCGUUGUUCGACAUGGCGUCGGUCCAGAGAGGUUUAGUUGCACUAAGGUCCACCCAGGUCUUCCUCGUGGUACCAUUAUUCCCAGAAUUAGCUCAAGUCUACCACGCGUUGACUUGCGCAUUGGGUACGGUGUUUCCCAUGGUCGGCUUGAUGUCCAUCGUGACCUUCGCCUUUGCCGUUAUAGGGAUGGUCUUGUUUGGGAAUGAAGUCGUACGGAAACGAGACCGAGAUUAUGGGUACACGGAUACAAGACAAGGUAUGCCGAUGCCUAGGGUUUAUGGAAGUUACUGGUCCGCUACUAGAGUGAAAUUCUCUACUAUUACCAAAUCAAUGAACACUCUCUUCAUAGCAGCAACCUCAAAUAACUGGGUCGCGACGCGCGACGCGAUGCGGGCCGACCUCGACCCGUCGCUCUGGUUCGCCAAUAGGCUGUUCUGGAUGGCCUACAUAUUGUUAGUUAGAUUUUUGUUCCUGAACGUCUGUACCCUGAUCUACAUCUACAAGUACGAAUCGACGUCGCCGGACCAGCCCUGGAUCGCCAUGGACCAGGUCGAGGAGUUCUUGGUGGCGUGGCAGCACUUCGACCAGUACGGCGUUGGAAGGAUUAGAACGAAACUACUAUCGAGGCUGUUGCGGUUGUUAUCACCACCUCUCGGUCUCUCGAGAGAUGCGCCCCAAGCGUUGGCGGAUCGCCACGCUCGUCGUAUUUUAAUGGCCAUCCCGUUACUACUGGAUGACGAGGUUAAAACAGGUGAGCCCGAUUUAGUAAAAAGAUGGGAAGAAGUUAGGAAGCCCUUUACCGCUUCCGGUAAAGCGGAUGACCACGGGCGGCUGCCGCGGUACCUCGAAUUCCAUGACGUGUUGAAGACUGUACAUCGCGUGGUCAUGUUCCCGGAGUUGCAGGCCUUGCCCGACGACGAAGGGUUGAUGCUUCGUAGGGAGUAUGCGCAAGCAAAACUAGAUAUCUUGCGGCUGGCCGUGAAUCGGUUCUGCGAGCCGGCGGCGCGGGCGAUCGACGCGCACGGCGACCGGGUACCGGCUUGUGUUGCUGACAUGAGUCUUGUACAGAGAGCGAGACCGGACGUCUUUCGCUAUCGGCUGAGACAGGCUUUGACCUUGGAAGUCUACCGAUGGCAGAAACAGAUAGAAUUCGGCAGAUUUGACGAGGAGUCGUUCCAUGAGUGUGCGUUGUUACUAAAGGCUAUUAAGGAGGAACGACUCAGUGCGAUGAUGCAGCUGGAGGUGCUGAAUCGGUUGGCGGGCAAGGGCAUGCUCAUGUCGCUGCAGGAGCGGCGGCCGAAGCUCCAUAGGCACCUCGGCUUCUUAGAUGGACUACUAUCGAGGGUAGAAAACGAACGUAGCAACCACGUCAGGAAGGCCUGGCUGCCGUCGUCCAUGGCCCACUCCGGCACGUUACCUUGUGCACCGAAAUCUGCCACAAUACCUAAAGAGCGCAUGGUCUCAUCAAUAGCUGUUGGGGGUCGACAAGGAGACUUGAUCGUGACGUGCCACGGCGGCAAGGAUGUUACGGUCUGGAAGAAGCGCAAACCCAAACGUAGAUCGGAAGACGACUGGUUGAAGAGUGAAGCUCAGAGGGCCAAGGAACGCGAGCAGGAAGAGAACCGGGACCCCUGGGCCUACGCCCCCUACUUCAAGACCCAGCAGCUCGAGGAGGAUCUGGGCACGGCGGUCUGCGUCGCCAUGACGGCUGAUGGGAAGCGGUUCUUCUCGAGCGCGGGUCCCGCGAUCCGCGGCUGGGUCCAAGCGAAGAAGGUGAGGGGCGGCCCCAAGGGCCCGCAGUUCCGCUGCGAGUCGAUCAUGCAGGGCCACACGAAGGACGUGACCUGUCUGAAGAUUGCCCAUCGCCAGUUGUUUAGCACGGCCGAGGACGGCGCCAUCCGCAUCUGGCGUUUAAGGGGUACGGAUGCGUUACAAAGCGCUACACUAUCGAUGACGGCGCCGUGCACGUCGCUGUGUUUACUGGAUACGGCGACGGAACCUCGGGACAUGUCCGGUUUGCACGCGGUCGCUGGUCUACGCGACUCGUCGAUUUGUGUGUUGCCCUACUCCCUGAAGUCGCAGUGGCUCCAGGGUGCCGUCUGGAACGCAAAACUCACCGUGAAAUGCUCCGACGCGCCCGUGACGGUCUUGGACUUCCGGCAUAGGUUGCUGUACGCGGGCACCGCCUUAGGUAAGAUCCACGCGUUCCGACCGGUGAGUGGCGCCGAGGACAUGGGCACUUUACAAAAAGUCGCGAACGAGAUGGAGCGGUUAGGCUACGGGAGAUCAGCGGAGGAGUUCGCCAAGACGGGGUUGUCCGAUGGGAGAUCCGCCGGCUCGCCACUACGGGAAGUCGUUCGAUUAGACCGGGCCUUCGUGCUAGAUUGCCACGCGGCGGCCGUAACGUCGCUGUGUCUGGCGGGCGGCGUCUUUUUUAGUGCCGGCGCGGACAUGGCCGUCGUGUCGUGGGCAAAACCCAAGGAUGAUAGAACCGCGCAGUUCCGGGCGAUCCCCCAGGCGGGCCAGGCCGCCCCCAAACGACUUAGUCAAGCGUAUUCCCAUGCGAAAGUGGUCCAUAAAGCUCCUAUUACCGCGAUGGAUGUUGCUGGGGAUCUCUUGUUGACGGCGGACGCGGAUGGGAAUGUCUGCUGCACCGUGGCCAAGAGAUUUCGGGAAAUUGUGGAUACGAAAGCUACCGAGGCGCAGGAUGAAUCAUUUCUGGAAGAGGAAGUGCUCGAGAAGCCCAAGUUUUUUCAUCAGAGGGAGCUGAAGGAGCUGUCGGCGAGGCACUUUUUAGCUCAUCUGCUGGCCCAUUACUACCCCAUGCGGCCCUUGAGUCAUGCGGCCAAGGGCCACGCUCCUGAAGAGGAUAUACCACAGGAGGAGGAGGAGUCUUCCGAUGAAGAAUAUCUCGACGAUGCAUUUGUCGCGGGCGGGUUCACUCAUGAAGAUGAAGAUGGGGAUACCGGGAGGGUGCCGUCCGGCGACGAGCUCGAGUCGGACGAGGAGAGUCUCGAGUCUAUGAGUUCGGAAGGGUCGGAGAACAGCGGAGAGGACGGCUUCGUUCCCCUGCCGUCCGAGUCGGAGGAGGAGUCGGAGUCGGAGCUGAGUUCUGUCUCGGGGUCGGACUCCGAGGAGGAUUCGGAGGCGGAGCGGGUUUAUGAGGCGUAAGCUUUUGGUUUUUGUAA
Pelagomonas calceolata is the source of this 8388-nucleotide messenger RNA. Lineage: Eukaryota; Pelagophyceae; Pelagomonadales; Pelagomonadaceae. The record is from the annotation of a GenBank genome assembly.